Molecule: messenger RNA, 2526 nt
Organism: Aspergillus sclerotioniger CBS 115572
Lineage: Eukaryota; Fungi; Ascomycota; Eurotiomycetes; Eurotiales; Aspergillaceae
Gene: hsp78
Product: chaperone ATPase HSP78
Exons: 1
Coding region: 1-2394 (797 amino acids)
Biological process (GO): cellular response to heat
Cellular component (GO): cytoplasm; mitochondrial matrix
Molecular function (GO): ATP binding; ATP hydrolysis activity
Source: RefSeq, a predicted model, not a curated record
AUGUCGUCAAGGUUGCACCUCGCUCGUGGUCGGCUUUUCCGACCGUCCACCCUUCCGUCAUCGACUCGGAUCCUUCAACCUUCACAAGCAUUGCAUCUACUACCGCGCUCUCGGCUAAGCAAUGUCCCCCAGAUUCUGUCAGUAUCGCCCAUACGCACGUACGCCAAUGGCCGACCUCAUCCUCCUGGAGGUACCCAUCGUAUGAACCUGGGGGGUGAGCCCGAGAAAUCGGCUUUGGAACAGUUCGGUGUCGACCUCACAGCCAGGGCUAAAGCUGGCAAAUUGGACCCCGUCAUCGGACGAGAUGCCGAAAUCCAUCGCACCAUUCAGGUCCUGUCUAGGCGAACGAAAAACAACCCCGUUCUGAUUGGAGCAGCGGGUACUGGAAAGACGGCAGUCUUGGAGGGUCUGGCGCAGAGAAUUGUUCAGGGAGACGUUCCGGAAAGCAUCAAGGAGAAGCGUGUGAUUUCCUUGGAUCUGGGGUCUCUCAUCGCCGGUGCUAAGUUCAGAGGCGAUUUUGAGGAGCGGCUGAAGUCGGUCCUUAAAGAAGUCGAGGAUGCGCAAGGGGGUGUGAUCCUAUUCAUCGAUGAACUUCAUACCUUGCUUGGCUUGGGAAAGGCAGAGGGCAGUAUCGACGCCAGCAAUCUCUUGAAACCGGCAUUGUCCCGCGGUGAGCUUCAAUGCUGCGGUGCUACGACUUUGAACGAGUACAGAUUGAUUGAAAAGGACGUGGCUUUGGCAAGACGGUUCCAGCCGAUCCAAGUCGGCGAACCUUCAGUUGCGGCUACGAUUUCCAUCUUGCGUGGUAUCAAGAACAAGUAUGAAGUCCACCAUGGUGUCCGAAUCACGGAUGGUGCUUUGGUGGCAGCAGCAACUUACAGCAACCGUUACAUCACGGACCGCUUUCUUCCAGAUAAGGCGAUUGAUCUGGUCGACGAGGCGGCGUCUGCCUUACGCCUACAGCAAGAAUCCAAGCCCGACGUGAUUAGAGAGCUGGACCGCGAUAUCACCACCAUCCAGAUCGAGCUCGAGUCUCUUCGCAAGGAAACCGAUGUCAGCAGCCGUGAACGACGAGAAAAACUUCAAGGAGAUCUGAAAGUCAAGCAAGAAGAGGCGGCGAAAUUAACCGAGGUCUGGGAGAAGGAGAAGGCUGAAAUCGAAGGACUCAAGCGCGCAAAGGAGGAGCUGGAGAAAGCUCGCUUCGAAUUAGAACAGGCACAAAGAGAAGGAAACUUCGCCAAGGCUGGUGAGCUGAGAUAUGCCACCAUCCCAAGCCUCGAAGCCAAGUUGCCCAAGGAGGGUGAAGAGCCAACCGCAGGUACCCAAACCAGUCUAAUUCACGACUCGGUUACUCCUGAUGACAUUGGCAAUGUGGUUUCUCGGACUACUGGCAUCCCUGUCAACAAGCUGAUGGCCGGUGAGGUGGAGAAACUCAUCAAGAUGGAAGACACAUUGCGCCAAUCCGUUCGUGGGCAAGAUGAGGCUCUCUCCGCAGUCGCCAAUGCGGUCCGGAUGCAAAGGGCAGGCCUUAGCGGAGAGAAUAGGCCACUUGCUUCGUUCAUGUUCCUUGGUCCUACUGGUGUUGGAAAGACAGAACUUUGCAAGAAGAUGGCCGAAUUUCUGUUCUCCACCGAAACGGCUGUUGUCCGAUUUGAUAUGAGCGAGUUCCAAGAGAAGCACACGAUCAGUCGCUUGAUCGGCUCCCCGGCCGGCUACGUUGGGUACGACGACGCUGGUCAACUCACAGAGGCUGUAAGGAGGAAGCCGUACGCGGUGCUAUUGUUUGAUGAGUUUGAGAAAGCACAUCGCGACAUCUCCGCUUUGCUGUUGCAGGUCCUUGAUGAGGGUUUCCUUACAGAUUCUCAGGGCCACAAAGUGGACUUCAGAAACACUCUCAUCGUGCUUACAUCAAACCUCGGAGCCGACAUACUUGUUGGUGCCGACCCUCUGCAUCCUUACAAGGAGGUUGGAGAUGAGAUAUCGCCUGAGAUCAAGAAGUCUGUCAUGGAUGUUGUACAAUCAGCCUAUCCGCCAGAGUUCCUCAACCGCCUCGAUGAAUUCAUCAUCUUCAAGCGGCUGUCUCGCGAUGCUCUGAGGGAUAUUGUCGACAUCAGAGUCAAAGAGCUGCAAUCACGACUCGACGAUCGACGGAUGACUCUGCGGGUAGAUGACGAGAUCAAGGAUUGGCUCUGUGCAAAGGGCUAUGAUCCUAAGUACGGUGCUCGGCCCCUUAACCGCUUGAUUGCGAAGGAAAUUGGCAACAAGCUGGCUGAUAAGAUCAUUCGCGGCGAGGUUACAGCCGGGCAGACUGCUCGCGUCACAUUCAAUGCCGAUAAGAGUGGACUUGCAGUCAUUGCGGAAAUCGCUGAAGAAACUGAGCUCGAAUCCGCGUGAAACAAAAGUUCAUUUCGCAUUUCAUGUUCCUGCCAUUUGGUAAUGGGCGCCAUUUUCCGGUGUUUCAGUGUGUUAAGAUGAUGACCUUGGAUGACUUGAUCUCUACUCUUUGACAUUGUAUUAUAGCAUUGU